Molecule: messenger RNA, 1604 nt
Organism: Carya illinoinensis
Lineage: Eukaryota; Viridiplantae; Streptophyta; Magnoliopsida; Fagales; Juglandaceae
Product: probable trehalose-phosphate phosphatase J
Exons: 13
Coding region: 291-1424 (377 amino acids)
Biological process (GO): trehalose biosynthetic process
Molecular function (GO): trehalose-phosphatase activity
Source: RefSeq, a predicted model, not a curated record
UUUAUCAUCUCCCCCUUGCUUACUUUAUGUCCUGUCUUCUCUCAUUUACGUCAUAUCUUUACUUUUUCUCUUGACACUGUCAUUUCCUUCGUCAGUCUUUGUCUUCUCCUUUUUUCUUCUUCCUCUCUACCGAUCUUCGAUCUAGUGGGGGUUCUUUGAUGGACUGGAUUCUUUAUCUGGCUCAAGAUCGUGCUCACACAUUUCCAGCUCUGUUUUUUAACCUCUGCUUCGUUAACCUCUCAUACCUCAGAAACUACUCAAAACGGUGAGGGUUGAAGAUAUUAAAAAAAAUGACUACGCAGAAUGUGGUGGCUUUUGAGGAUUGCACAUCGUGUAUCGGAAAAGUUAGAGUGGCCGCGUCGAAGUCAGACCUGUUCUUGCCCGCCAUCACGGAGCCGCUGGCUGCACUUGGUGGCCGGCACAUCGCCUUAUGCCAAAAGCAGCUCUUGAAGAGUCUUGAAACUGGAGGAGGAGGAGGAGGAGCCAGGGCCAGUGCCUGGGUUGAUUCGACGAGAUCUUCCUCGCCUACCCAAAUCAAAUCCACGGCUUCUUUGCCUGAAACGGAAGAGCAAAGCUCCUGGAUUCUCCGUUAUCCAUCUGCAUUAGAAACUUUUGAGCAGAUAAUAUCAGCUUCCAAGGGAAAGCAGAUUGUGAUGUUUCUGGAUUAUGAUGGCACCCUCUCUCCGAUUGUCGAUGAUCCAGAUCAAGCAUUUAUGUCGAAAGAUAUGAGAGAAGCUGUAAGGGAUGUUGCUGCAUACUUCCCCACGGCCAUAGUGAGUGGGAGGUGCAGGGAUAAGGUUUAUAAUUUUGUAAAGUUAGCAGAACUAUACUAUGCAGGUAGCCACGGAAUGGACAUCAAGGGACCAUCCAAACCGCGUCGAAAAUGGAAUAAAGGAAAUCAAGCAGUCAUCUUCCAAGCUGCUACUGAGUUUCUACCCAUGAUUGACGAGGUGUACACAACCUUGUUAAACAAAACAAGUUCCAUCCCAGGAGCAAAGGUGGAAAAUAAUAAGUUUUGCCUAUCCGUACACUUCCGCUGUGUUGAAGAAAAGAGAUGGGCUGCAUUAACAGAACAAGUUAAGAUGGUGCUCAGUGCGUAUCCUAAACUUAAACUGACUCGAGGGAGGAAGGUACUGGAGAUCCGUCCAACCAUCAUGUGGGACAAGGGCAAAGCCCUCGAAUUCUUGCUGGAGUCUCUAGGAUAUGCCAAUUCUAGUAACGUUUUGCCUAUCUAUAUUGGAGAUGACCAAACAGACGAGGAUGCGUUCAAGGUUUUGCGCGACAGAGGGCAAGGGUUUGGGAUCCUUGUUUCUAGAGUUGCAAAGGAAACAAGUGCCACUUAUUCUUUGCAAGAACCAUUCGAGGUUAAGGAGUUUUUACGGCGUUUGGUGGUGGAGAGGAAUAGAUGGUUACUGCAAGGUUAAACAUGACCUACGUACGGCAAUUAUUGUUCCCAUGAAUAUCUUUGGGUGGGAUCAACUUUUGCGUACGCGUCGUGUUACAAUUAAGUCUUGAGAUAACUAAUUAUAUAUGUAUUUUCUUUAGAGAUUGUAAUUAGCCAAAAUUGUGAGAAAUUAAGAAAUUCUCCCUAAAAUUGUUAAAAC